Messenger RNA from Hyposmocoma kahamanoa, 1748 nucleotides. Its product is annotated as alpha-amylase 2-like. Gene Ontology annotation, biological process: carbohydrate metabolic process. The transcript is spliced from 9 exons. Bases 133 to 1644 code for a protein of 503 amino acids. Gene Ontology annotation, molecular function: cation binding; alpha-amylase activity. The record is from RefSeq and is a predicted model, not a curated record. NCBI's taxonomy places the organism in Eukaryota, Metazoa, Arthropoda, Insecta, Lepidoptera, Cosmopterigidae.
GACGUCACUGAUAUUAAUGAGAUUUGUUUUUGUUUUAAUGCUAAUUGAUUGCCUAUUUACAAAUAACUAAAUGUGAUAUGAUAAAUAAAAUUUUUAAUCACUGUUCCCGGUGCCAUCGUUCAGCUAGCGAGUAUGGGGAUAUUAAGCUUAGUACUAUUGAGUUUAGCACUUUUGACGACUGCCAAGGCAUACAAAAAUCCAUACUAUGCUGACGGCCACUCGGUGAACGUGCAUCUCUUUGAAUGGAAGUGGGAUGAUAUUGCUGCCGAAUGUGAAAGAUUUUUGGGACCUAAAGGCUAUGGAGGGAUACAGAUUUCGCCCCCAAAUGAAAAUGUCGUAUUGUGGUCAUACAACCGUCCUUGGUGGGAACGCUAUCAGUCGAUGUCGUACAUAUUGGAGACCCGGUCAGGUACCGAACAACAAUUAGCUAACAUGCUUCGGCGGUGUAAUGAUGCUGGAGUCAGAAUAUACGUAGAUGCCGUGAUAAACCAUAUGACGGGUGAGCCUCCAACGAACGUAGGUACUGCGGGUAGUACUGCGAUAUUUAAUCAGUGGUAUUACCCCGCUGUGCCUUACAGGAGGGAGCACUUCAACUAUCCAGUAUGCGGCAUUUCCGACAGUGACUGGACUCAGAAUGCUGUCAACGUACGUAAUUGUGAACUUUCGGGGUUAAAAGAUUUGAACCAAGGUAAUGAACACGUAAGACAAAUGAUUGUCAAUUAUAUGAAUACACUCAUCGACAUGGGAGUUGCUGGUUUCAGGAUUGACGCAGCAAAACACAUGUGGCCAGGAGAUCUUCGUAUAAUUUACGAUCGUCUUCACAACUUGAAUACAAACCACGGGUUCCCCGCGAACGCUCGACCUUACAUCUAUCAAGAAGUUAUUGACUACGGCGGUGAAGCCAUUAGUAGAAACGAGUAUACGCCUAUAGGAGUAGUUACAGAGUUUAUAGUUGGAAGGGAGUUAAGUAGGUGCUUUAGGGGACAAAAUCAGCUCAGAUGGCUAAAUAAUUGGGGGCCGCAAUGGGGUCUUUUGGCUCACCAAGACUCUUUUACCUUCAUUGACAAUCACGACAAUGAAAGAGGUCACGGUGGCGGAGGUGGUAUCCUGACCUAUAAAGAACCCAAGGCAUAUAAAGGUGCAAUAGCAUUCCUACUCGCACAUCCGUACGGAGAACCCCAGAUUAUGAGCAGUUUCGACUUCUGGGACAGUGAAGUUGGACCCCCAAUGGACAGCAAUGGUAAUAUCAUAUCCCCCGCUAUCAAUUCGGAUGGUACGUGUGGUAACGGCUGGGUGUGCCAGCACCGUUGGCGUCAGAUCUACAACAUGGUAGGCUUCAGGAACGUAGCAGGAGAUGCAGGUUUGAACGACUGGUGGGACAAUGGGAAUAGUCAGAUCGCUUUUUGCCGAGGCAACCGCGCCUUCAUCGCUAUUAACAAUGACAGUUGGAACCUAAAUGAGAACUUGCAGACGUGUCUCCCAGCGGGUCGCUACUGCGACGUGAUAUCGGGCAACAAAGUAGGCAAUUCGUGUGAGGGCAAAACCAUCACAGUGGGCAACGAUGGCCGAGCACAGAUCACCAUCGGCCCGCAAGAGCACGAUAUAAUUCUGGCCAUACAUGUUGGAUCAGAGAGUCGCCUGUAAUCUUAUUGAAGACAAGCAAGACGAAACCGGAAAACAUGAACAACAAUAUGUUUUAUAAAAAUAAAAUAAAACGCUUUCUUCCAAUAAAAAAAUUCACCGUUUAU